CGUGCAAGUAAAGGCGGAAUUACAGUAGCCCGUCACCUCCAUCCGUCCGUCGCGUCGGUCACGUGACUUGCAGCAAAUCGGAGGACUCGUCGAAACUUUGGCAAACUCAUACUUUUGACGGACGGACGGAUGGACAGACGGAUGGAUUAUAUCUAUGGUUUCAGCUGCUGCAGUUAUUUUUAACUACUAGAAUACAGGACUUUGGUGCUUGUAUUACGUCGUUAAUACAUUACGUACAUAUUUAAUAUAAUAACAUUGCCGGUCUUAAAACUCAUGUCCAAACAAUUCAAUCACGACUCUGAAAUUUUCCGAAGAUAUUCUAGUACGAUACGUACAAAAACACGACCUAAAUAGUAAACAACAUCGAAAUAAGUCACAGUUGGUAACUCUAUCUGAUGAUGGCGACUGAAAUGUCGACCGAAACGUCGGUGAUAUAUUCGCUUUGGACGCGGCUACAACCCAGAAGCCAAGUUACUUAAUUUAAUUUUUUUUAUACCUUUUCUCGCAGGUACCGAAAUGGUUCAGAGGUCAAACCACCAGGAGCACAGAAUCUUAUCCGCCUGGAAGAGAUACCUGUCCAGAGCUUCCCCUAAUUUUACAACAUGGGAUAUUGUCACACUGAUGGCAUGCCUCUGCGGGGUUAAUAUUAAGGCCCUUGCCUUCUUGAGCAUAAAUUAGGUGACAAUAGCUUCUUAAGAAUCCACGCGAUUUAAAAUAUUGCUCAAGGUACCCGAGGGGUGCCUGUUUACAGAAAAACAUUAAAGAAUAUGCUGAGGGCGAAUGGUAGUUCAGGUUGCUAGUAAGCUUCUAUUUUGUUGCUGGCUGGGAGUGUCUGUGGAAGGUUUAAUAGUCUCCUGGCUGUUUUCAAGGGAGUGUUUGUGAGUUUAUGUUACCGCGAUGGCACUUCUGAUCGUCGGUGCCAGCACAUGGGCCAUCAGCCAGUGUCCAGUGGAGAGGUUGGCGGAACUGAAAGUCAACUGCUCGCACCGCUUGCUUCAGAAGGUACCCGACCAACUGCCCAACCACACAGACAUCUUGAUCCUCGACCACAACAACAUAACUCUACAAGGGAGAGAGCUGCAAAGAUUCGACCAGCUGAAAGUGUUGUCUCUGUCGGGGAAUGGCAUUCACAGCCUCCCCAGCACUGUCUUCAGUGGACUGGGUCAGCUAAAAAUUCUGCAUCUGACAAAUAACAGCCUAAGCAUCCUAGAUGACCAGCUUUUUAUUGAAUUACUUGAUCUUCGAGAGAUCUAUCUUGAUCACAAUAAACUCCAGUGCCUUCACGAUCAAAUAUUUGGUAACCUGACCAAAAUCAAAAUCAUUGACUUUAGUCACAACUAUUUUAGAGUUCUGAAUGGUGAAGUAAUAUUCAAGCCUCUAUUCGAUAGCCUUAUUUAUCUGAGUGUGUCCCACAACUUAAUCAAUUUUUUAAGCAUGCCAUAUGUCAUGCAUAAUCUGAAGACCAUCGAUGCCAGUCACAAUCUGCUUCAAUCCGUAGCUGAAUUUUACAGCUAUGAAUUAGAAAGUGCUGAUUUUUCCCAUAACAACAUCAGCAAAAUCUUCCUCACUGUUUACAGCCAAGUGCUGGUAGUGUUCAAUGUUUCCUACAACAUUAUCAGUUCAGUUGGCAUAGAGCCUGCCGACUUCGAAGACUACUUCACUGUGGAUGACUUCCUUGCUCCACGAUGCCAGAUGACGAAGGUCAACGUGGAACUCUUCUAUGUCACUAGACGCAACUUGGAUCUGUCGGGAAACGACAUCACUCUCAUGUACAGGCACGCCGGCCACCCUGAUUUGCCCCUCAUAGUCCAGAGCGUGAACUUGGCCAAUAACCCAUCCAUCCACAUGCCCAUCGACCUAGCGAGGGGACUCAAGAGAGUGAGACAGCUUGACAUGAGUGGCACUAACAUUGGACUAAAAAACUUCACACUGAUCAGCGAAAUAUUAAAGUUACCUGACCUGACACUUCUUCGCCUCGUCGGUUGCAACAUUUGCGAAUUGGCACCGCCCAACUUCUUGGUGAGGUAUUUCAACGUUAGCGAAAAAGUAGCUGUCGUGUGCGACGGUGCAGAAUAUGUUGCAAGCCUUGCGAGAGUGGAGUCCUCUACACGAACAGAGGUGGACACUAACCAAUUUGGAAUGGAGAGUCUCCCUGAGCCUUGCCUUGGUGGAAGUUCUGUGCCACAACCAACACCUUGUCCUGAUGUGUGUUUCUGCUUCACUGACGAGUAUGGACCAGCACUAGACUGCACUGAUAACAACAUUGAGGCGCUUGUGCCGCUAUACACCAGCUACACGGAAAUCAGGUUACAAUACAACCACAUUACAUAUCUGAACGAAACUUUACUUUCAGGUCAAACGAGCUUGCUUGCAUUGAAUUUGAGUCAUAACAGCAUCGCUGCUCUGCCGGUGAAUAUUUUCAAACCUUUAAAUUCCCUCAGCAACCUCGACCUAAGCCACAACCAUCUAACCAGUCUUCCAGAAGAUGUAUUCAAAAAUUUGACUGGACUCCAACGCUUGUUCCUGGAAGCAAACAAUCUCACAUUUUUUUCGGAACAUUUAUUCAGUGAUUUGACAGCUAUGAGAGAAUUACAUUUAGGGUUUGAUAAACACUUGGAGCUUAUAAGCGUGGAUUCUUUUCAAGCUCUAAGGAAUAUAAAAACCCUUUACAUUACUCAUUGCGGUCUUCGUUCGAUCCAAACAGGGCUGUUUCGCAAUACAACAAAUCUCAAAAAAUUGCAUUUAGAUCACAAUCGCCUACGUUCAGUCGAAAGUGGUGUACUAAGUAAUUUGCAUCAGUUGAUAUAUCUUGAUCUUAGUAACAAUUUAAUCGAAACUGUUGAGAAUGAAGUUUUCCAAGGAACAAAUUUAGAAAAUUUGUACUUGAAUAAUAACAGAUUAAAAAACAUACAACUUAAUUAUUUAGACAAUGUGUUCGAAUUUUCUCUAAGUUAUAAUUUACUAAUUAGUAUAAAUUUCAGUCACACCCAAAAUAUAUUUAUUUUGCAGUUGAACAACAAUGAGUUGAGUAAUUUAGACCCAAAUACUUUUAAAGGACUUUCUAAGUUACGUGUUCUCGACUUAUCAAACAAUCCUCUACAUAAUAUUUCACAUGAUUUGUUUCGUGAUGUCAGUAAACUUGGAUACCUAAACCUCGCAAACACGAGUUUGACUUUCCUUCCAACAGAUGUUUUCUCAAACUUGGAACUUCUAGAGAAUUUAAUAUUGGACCAAAAUAAUAUCCAGUUUCUUACGAGUGCAGAUUUCAGAUUUCUUGAAUUCCUGAAUACUUUGUCACUCAGCAUACACCCCUACGGGAAUUCAUCAGAAGUAGCUGUACUAAAUUACAAAAAUAUAACCUUUAUUGAUUACUUGUACAGCAAACCAAAUCUGGUGGAAGUAAAUUUGACAGGCCAUACGAUAUGUCAACAAAUUGAAAGAGAACGUAUUGUAAAAUAUUUAUUUGUUCCUUUAUCAAGUGUAGACAUAUGUUCCGGGUGAAAUUAUGUGGGGAUUGUUUUGAUGGUUUGGUGACUAGUGACAUGUGUACUGUACGUGCCUAAAAAAAUCAUAACAUGAACCACAUAACUUGUUGAAGCUGUCAAGAUACAUUGCGAAUAUUCCCUACCAUCAAAAUAUUAUUUGUUUUUUACUGGCACAUCAAAAAUAUUUCUCUGAGAUUAGCCAGCUCUAGUGCAGUGUAGCUAGAUGUGAGUGACCUCAAUAUCAACUUUUGUUCUCUGAUAGGAUUAGCUAUAGCAUCGCGGAUAUUUAAAAAGUAUCGUGGACUCGAUCCCAAUCCUCCGCAUGACUCCAAUAAUUUAUGAGCACCAAAUUCUUGCCUGAGUUUUUCGGAUCCCGUCCCUCUAUAAUCUCGGAGGUCUCGUUACCUUAAGCUUUCAUGUAUCACCGUGUGACAAACAUUAAUUUAUUUUUUAUCUGUUGUUUUAUAUACAUUGCAGCUACCUUGAAUUUCAUGGAUUUUAAACUGGACAGGCUUAAUAUUUUUAUAUCACAAUCACCAUGUUCAGCUGUCAACAUUUGAGAACAGUUUCAAUCAUGAAAUGUUCACAUACAGUAUCAAAUAAAAAGAGAGUUAUUUUUUGAAAUAUUUAAAUCUAAACUCGCUGUUUAAUGAACAUGGAUUAUUUGAUGACUACUUCUUAUUCAUUCCUCCUAUAAUCAUCACAUUAAAAUUAGAGCGAUAAAAAGUACUGUUUAGAUGUCAUAACAAAUGGCUGGUUCUAAUAAGACUAGCUAGAUUGACAGAUCUUCCGUUUAUGGUCAGCAUGAAGAUUGAUCAUGAUGUGAAAUUAGGUUAUUGUUACAAAGAAGAUUGGAGGAGGAAGAUGUUACCCAUAGGAAACCCCCUCUUACAGUAGAAAUUGUCAUGUCCACCAGUUUUGCCUCGGCUGUUAUGAUAGCACAAGCCCCAAGUGCGCCACCCAUCCUACAUAAUCUAUGGGGAGGAAAGUUAGUUCGCCACCCGCCCCUAGAUAACAGACAAAGGAUAAUGUAAAUUAAGGAAACUUUGUCAACCUGCCCAGCAUAAUUCAGGACAAAUAUGUAAAUACCCAGUGAUGUAACAAGAAGCCUUUGAAUUAUACAAGUGAAUGUAAAUAUUAUUGUAAUUCUACUAUGCAUGCACAGGAAUGGUACAGGUGUGCCCACCCUGAUGAAUAUGUACAUGCAUUGUAUAUUUACUCUGGCUGGGAAAUUAUAUUAAUAUAAUAUUUGAACAGUAGUAUGUAAGUAGCGACUCCCCAGCGCACUCAUCCCCCUACCCCAGUCUCACCCACCGGCUCUCCUGCUCUUCCCCUCAUCCCCCCCGACCGCCGCCCCACGAAGCCCUAUACGGCCGGUGACAGUCCUCGGCACCCGCGGCCGCAGCCCAUCUCGGCCAGACUUGCUGCACGGCUGCAAGAGCUCUUCGGCCCAGACGCCUGAUCGCGUCACUCAUCGGGUGUUGUUACCCCCACCGGAUAAUCUUUGCCCCCACCUGAACCACUCCAGGGUUCCCCGCAGAAGUUUGGGACAAGUUAAAAUGCCUUGCUGAAUACCCUUGUCAUAGAAACUCCUGGACUGCGUAGCCUGGGAUAUAAGUGGGGAUAUCAACGAUGUGAGUCAGGCUAUUACUAUUUUAGGCAAUCACGGAUAACAUUUUAUUUCUUACUCAUAAUAAUGAUACAAAAUCUUUAACAAAAUUUUAAAAUGAACUUACAUAAAAACUUUAUUUCCAAACUGUAAAAAAAUUAUUAGUAUGUUUUAAUGUAUUCAUUUUUCAGUUUCCACAUAAAAUAUUUUUAAAAAUUUGUCUCUUAUGAAUUCUAUAAUUAUGCAGCAAUGUAACAUGGACUUGGGAUGAAAACAAAACAUCUUAAUUGUAAUGAAUUCAUGAGUACAUGCCCUAUACAUACUAUUCGUAGUGUUUUAUGUAAUGAGUGUACUUUACUUGAACAUACCCCAUUGUAUUCCGCUUUGAUAUUUCAGACAAUAAUACCAUUAUGGUAUUAUUAUUGAUGCACAAAGUGCGUCGGAUGUGUGUUUGGGUUGUGGUAGGGAAAAUAUUUUGUACAGAGGAGUUGUGUGUGUAUGUGGUGAGAAUUCAGUGUUUUGGUUUGUAAAAAUAAUGAGCAUUUUAAUAACUAUCUUCAUGCUGAUUAAUUUUGAUUAUGUAAUUUGUCAUUAAUUUUUUUUUAUUAUUUCAACAAAUGUCAUUAGUGAUUUGUGUCUUCAAUGUGAAAAAUGAUAUUAAAUCAUGAAAAAGUUAUUAAAGUUU
Messenger RNA from Bacillus rossius redtenbacheri, 5779 nucleotides. RefSeq names its product chondroadherin-like protein. The coding region runs from base 898 to 3501 and encodes 867 amino acids. The record is from RefSeq and is a predicted model, not a curated record. NCBI's taxonomy places the organism in Eukaryota, Metazoa, Arthropoda, Insecta, Phasmatodea, Bacillidae. Gene Ontology annotation, molecular function: protein binding. The transcript is spliced from 2 exons.